Trichobilharzia regenti is the source of this 897-nucleotide messenger RNA. The record is from the annotation of a GenBank genome assembly. NCBI's taxonomy places the organism in Eukaryota, Metazoa, Platyhelminthes, Trematoda, Strigeidida, Schistosomatidae.
AUGAGGUUUUUUAUGCAAAUGUUAUCAUACUUAUUCCACGUGGUCUUCUCCUACGUUCGACCUUUAUUCAAGUUCGUUGUUCGGAAAAUCACAGGAAAAUGUGAAAUCAGCCGUAUAGUGGCCAACUACCCUAAAGGAGCAUCGAGAACACUUGGAAUAGAAAAUUCCCUCAGGAAUUCGAAAAAUAAUUGUGUUAGGAAAGGACUCUUCUUGGAUAAAAGUGCCGACGCUGAAACUUACGUGAGGCUUGUUAUGAAGGUUAAAGGGAUAAACCUUAAUCAGCACCCCAAUUUUCCAAUCGACUAUGCUUACUGUAUAAAUCAAAUUAAUUCUUAUCGUGAAUUAACAAGUAAACUCGAGGUCUUAAGAUCUACUGAGUUUAAUUGGGAAGAUAAAUACCACGCUGAACUGCUAUCAAGGUUGUGGGGUUUCUUGUGUCCGAGCGACCAUGAAACAUCCCAUAAACAGUGGGUACUUCUUGGAUUUCAAACAGAAAAUCCUGGCACUGAUUUUCGCGGGAUGGGUCUGCUUUCUCUGGAAAAUCUUGUGUACUUUGCAGAAACGCAUACAAAGCUAGCUAGAAGUAUUUCUUCAGCAUCAAAUCAUCCUAAAAAAUGGUAUCCAUUCGCUUUGGCUGGGAUCAAUCUUACAAAGCUGUUAUAUAGUUUCAUGCUGAGAGGUUAUCUUAAAAAUCAAUUCUACAAUACAUCGUCAUUAGUGGGCAUGCAGGAUUUCAAUGAGUUCUACUGUUAUACUUUUUAUUCUUUUCAUGAAUUUUGGAUGAAAACAUCACGUGAUAUCAUGUUAUUCAAUGAAUAUCGCGAUGAUUUUGAGAAUAAAUUGAAAAAACGCCUGCUGAAUAUCAACUGUAGACUAUGCUUACCCGAAGGUAAGUGA